Molecule: messenger RNA, 2611 nt
Organism: Neopelma chrysocephalum (saffron-crested tyrant-manakin)
Lineage: Eukaryota; Metazoa; Chordata; Aves; Passeriformes; Pipridae
Gene: MRAP2
Product: melanocortin 2 receptor accessory protein 2
Exons: 5
Coding region: 668-1288 (206 amino acids)
Biological process (GO): protein localization to plasma membrane; regulation of adenylate cyclase-activating G protein-coupled receptor signaling pathway
Cellular component (GO): plasma membrane; endoplasmic reticulum
Molecular function (GO): corticotropin hormone receptor binding; type 4 melanocortin receptor binding; type 1 melanocortin receptor binding
Source: RefSeq, a predicted model, not a curated record
UGGUUGGGAGUGGCACAGCUUGUUCAAAGUGAUAGCCAUGUGGUAGAGUUGUAGAAAGAUGGGGUCUGUAUUACUUUUCAGGUGAUGCAGUGCAGCAGAGUAAAUAAGUUUGUGUUUGUUUUUUUAUUUGCUUUUUCUCUGGCUUCACCUCUUAGAAUUUGGGAUGAAGUAAAAAGGAAUGUGGGGCUGGCUGGCUCCCUUUCCUCCCUGCAGAAUAUUGUUGCUGGUCUAGGGACUUGGGGAAUAUGGGAACAGCCUGAGUUGUUAACUUCUCAUAGCCAAUAACUUCUGGUUUAAUUGUACUGCCCAGAUGGUGGAGCUGAUGCAUCAGUGUAGUGCUAAGCUUUCUCAGGCUGGGGCUUCUCACAGUUUGAAAUGUUGCUACUUUUUUUCCCCAUGUCUAGCUCUUGGGAUCUUCAGAAUUUGCAAGGGGGCAACUUCUGUGAAGACUAUGAAUAAGUAAGCAGUAAGCAGAAUAGAAGUCAGCUUCGGAGGUGGUUGUUGCUGGUUACAUACAAGGCCAGUUUCAGAUAUACGCAAAAACAGAUAUGCCUUUGUGGCCCCAGUGAUGGUGCAAGCCAUGAAGUUGUGUUGCAGAUGUGAUGUGUGUUCAGUUUUGCUUUUACAGUGACUCAUUUUGAAAGAUACAUAUUUAUUGAGAUGCAAGAUGUCUGCCCUGAGGCUGACUUCUAAUAGAACUUCCCACCAGGCCUCAUCUAACUCUGAUUACACCUGGGACUACGAGUACUAUGAGUACGGACCAGUGUCAUUUGAAGGCCUGAAGGCUCAUAAAUAUUCCAUUGUGAUUGGAUUUUGGGUUGGUCUUGCAGUUUUUGUCAUCUUCAUGUUUUUUGUCCUGACCCUGCUGACGAAGACAGGAGCACCUCAUCAAGACAAUGCAGAGCCUUCUGAAAAAAGAUUUCGCAUGAAUAGCUUUGUGGCAGAUUUUGGAAGACCUCUGGAGUCUGAGAGGGUCUUUUCUCAUCAAAUGGCUGAAGAAUCCCAGUCACUUUUCCAUUUCUGUAUUAAUGAAGUGGAACAUACGAACAAAGGAAAAGAGAGUCAGAAAGGUCCAGGUCUGGAGAGUAAUAUCCACUUCCAGGAGGUUCCCAGAAGCAGUGGAGUGUUUGAGGAAGACCUACAUUGUCUUCCAAAAUUUAACAUUCCUAACUUUGUGAACACUGAGCAGAACUCUUCAUUAGGUGAGGAUGAUCUCCUCAUCUCAGAGCCACCAAUCAUUUUAGAAAGCAAAUUGGUCAUGCAAUCUUCCCAUCGGAUCCUUGACUGAAAAAAUCUUUUAUGUUAACGUAAAAGAUUGUCCAGUUGGAACCCUUUCUUGGCCUUCUGCUAUUUUGACAGAAUGUAUUUCAGACCUGUGCUUUUUAUUGUACAUAAGACUGCCUGUGCUACUAGAACUCAGUUUAGACAAGAAGUAAAACACUAAAUGCUUUAUUAUGAUGUUUUUUGUGGUCUAAACUUUUUACCCAGCCAGCGUUAUUUUUGCUUUGUGAUUUUUUUUUGUUUCUUGUUUUGUUCUUUGAUUUUAAAGGACUGCUUAUGACCAGCUUCUGAAGGAUCCCGUAACAAUUUAUGAGGACUGUGAAGGCUGGAGCCUGGUACUGGGAAGUGUAUGAAAAUUCCUUGGCCAAGAAAAGUGUAAAUCUCAAAGUGAGACUGAAGUAAGGAAUAAACAGGCAGCCCCUGGGGAGGUUCUGUAGCUUCUGCUACUUCCAGUAACGAUGCCUGAAGCUAAGCAGCACAAUAAAUAUCUGCUUGGGAUUAACUUCAAUUUCUGAUUCCUAACUGUUUUUGGUGUAGGUCAAAGCCAAUUUACAAAGCUUCCAGAGGGAAUACCUUGCAAAUUAAAUUGUUUGGCUACAGUGUUUACAAAAUGCCAUCACCACAUGGUGCUGACUAAAAGCAAAUUAGUGCCUGUACUUAUAGUACUUCAGAGUGACAUUCUAACAGCUGCCCAGUGAUGAUGAGGAAUUAGUAUUCUACACACAAACACAGACCGUGAUUUGACUCUUUUUUUUUAAAUUGCUGAUGUGAACUUCCAGUUCAGUAAGUGUAGGAUUCAGUAGAUAAAUCACAGGAAAUAAGAAAAAAACUAUUUUUCUUUUGGCAGUGCAGUUACUACAUUCAAAUGUAACAUUAAGCUGGUGUUAUGUGUUGCUUAUAGGCUGAACCUUCCUACACUUUUUGGCUUUAUAAUCAGCCCUUUCUUUAUUCAUGGGCCAUGGAAGGGCUAGCAAGCUUUGGAUUGUUGAGAGCACCAGCUCCAAAUGUGAAGCUAAGCUCUGCUUGCUCCAUCUUCUUUUUAUACUCAAUUGGGAUGGUGUUGCAACCUCAGCUACUCUCACAAUUAAAGGUUUGUCAAGGAAUUGAAUAAGUGUAGUUUCAACCUUUAUUUUUUAGAGACAGAAUAAGGUUCUGAACCUUAGAGAGUACUUAAAUUAUAUUUCAGCUUUCCUCAAAAGAUGGUAAUUAAUGACCAAAUGGUUUUAGAGCAAGCACAGAGGAUACAGAGGCAUCAGGUUGAAAUCUUUUACUUGAUUUGGAGUAUGCUCUGCAGGAAAUUCUUAAUUGAAAUGAAAAUAAGUGGAUGCCA